This is a messenger RNA of Arthroderma uncinatum, 1032 nucleotides long. RefSeq lists its product as uncharacterized. The transcript has 2 exons. The coding region runs from base 1 to 1032 and encodes 343 amino acids. The record is from RefSeq and is a predicted model, not a curated record. NCBI's taxonomy places the organism in Eukaryota, Fungi, Ascomycota, Eurotiomycetes, Onygenales, Arthrodermataceae.
AUGCCGGUACAACGGGAAUGCGUUCGACUGAACCCCCACUUCGUCGUGGGAGACGCCAACAUAGAAGAAACAGCUGUCAUCAAGACCAUCCUACGUCCGCUCUCAAACGGCCUCUUCUCGUCAAAGAAGAUCCGCAUCUUCGGGCCCUUGGGCGUGGCCAUACCCCUCCGCGAGAUGGUCGUCGGUCUAGGAGACUACUAUCUAUAUACCAACCAGGACAAACAACAGCUAGUCGUCCCCGACUGGCUGCCUAACCCUACCUCGACCUUCUUCUACACCCCGUACGUCGACCAGGAUUUCGACUCCACCCAGUUCGAAAUCAUCUGGCAGUUCAACCGCUUCAUACACGGCAAACAGAUAGAUGGCAUCGACGAUGUGCUCGCUAACAAGAUACUGACUGUUAACAACAAGCUUCCCAUGCCAACCACCACCUUUAACCCGGAGAGCCGUCGGUAUGUCUAUCAGGGAUGGACGCGUGCGCACCUCGUCGAGUUCUUCAGCGAGUACUGCGCUAGUAAAGUCACUGCGGCCGUGUUGGAUGGUAAUCUUGGUCCGUCGGUGGGUGAGUGGAUGAACGCGAGGCCGCCUGAUGCCAUGACGGAGGAUGACUGGCAGCGUCUCGCGUGGGAGAUUGGUAGUUUGGAAAACAUUUGUACCGACGAGGCGUUUACUGAUGUUGGUGCCUCGCUUGUCGAGCAUAGCGGCCCUGGUAUGCCGGCUAUCAUCCAGGGGAUGGGCCCUGCUGCUACAGCACGGCCUCGUAUGAAGCAACGUAAUCGCAAGCUGAAGAUGGGUAAAUAUGUCGUCGUGCCUCCUGAUGCGGCGUCCAUCCUUGGGCCGUGCGAACAGAGUCAGAUCGUGCUUGACCGGCGCCGCAAGGCUGUUAGGCAUGCCAGACUACUUCGGCGUCGGGCGAGAGUGGUUAGGAAGGCCAGAACGCGUGUCAACCGUCCAGUGUCUGCGCCCAAGAUACCAGCUGAACCACGUAUCGAUGUCAAUUUCAGCGAUGAUCUGAUUAUUUUUGACGUGUGA